This is a messenger RNA of Dovyalis caffra, 1446 nucleotides long. NCBI's taxonomy places the organism in Eukaryota, Viridiplantae, Streptophyta, Magnoliopsida, Malpighiales, Salicaceae. The record is from the annotation of a GenBank genome assembly.
AUGAGUGAAGCAAACCAAGUGAAUAAUCCUGAUGCUUUAGCAAUCGUUCCUCUGAAACGCAAGCGUGGUCGUCCACGCAAGUACCCUAAACUGGAGGCUGAUCACGAGGGGAAUGCCCAUGUUCCAGGAAUUCAAAAUCUGAACUGUGGGGAAAAUGCUGGUGCUCCUCCUGGAUUCGGAGGGGUCAAUGGUAAUCAGCCAAGGGUCAAUGGUAAUCAGCCACAUCAAGUAGAUCCAGUUAACAAUGCAGUUGAUGCCGUGAUAGGCCAGUCAGUGUUUGGUGUCGUAGAAGCAACAUUUAAUGAUGGAUAUUUGCUGAAUGUCAGGGUUGGCGAUACAGAAACCACUUUGAAGGGUGUUGUUUUUAAGCCUGGACAUUACGACCCUGUUAUGCCGGAAAAUGAUAUUGCCCCAGGUGUUCCAAUGAUCAGAAGGAAUGAGAUUCCCCUCCCGAGAGAAAACAAUACUCAUGGAAACAGCCGUAAACCUGGGCCUAGAGAUAGGAAUGGAACUGCUCAUGCUGCUCGAGCUGCUAAUCUAGUUGGCUCAAAAGGUAAGAAGGUGCAUUCAGUGGUAACCCAACCUCCUACAAUAUCAAGAGGCAAUUUAGUUCCUGUUGUACUUGAGCCUGUCAAUCUAUCAAAUGGUGAACCCAGUGCCAGUGCCAGUGCCAUAAACCGAACUGCCCAUCAGGUGCCUUUCAAAGGCAAGCAGGUUCUAGAUACUACUCAUUCAUCAAAUGGAUCAACAACAACAAACGAGAUCAUACAACUUCAAUCUCAAAAUAACCACCAGAUGAUUGCAAUUCCUUUUAAUCAAAAUCCAGUAGGGGGGCUAGAUGAAUCAGAAGCCAACCCAUUGAAAACAGCUGGUAUGCCUUUUGAAAAAUUGUUAACUGAAGUCAUCAAGAGGGUUCAUGCUCCACCGCAAUCAACAGAGACUAAUAGCAGCUCAGUUGGUCAUGCUCCACCGCAAUUAACAGAGACUAAUAGCAGCUCAGCUGUUAACUUGCCUGUGGAAGCUUCUGGUAUUGUGCCAGGAAAGGAUGCCAGUGACACAGAUCAGGCCCUGUCUGUUGAACCACUGCAAGUCUUACAGCCUAUUGUUGACAAUCAUCCUGCAGUUGCAUCUAGACCUUCUGAGGACCACAGGACUGGCAAAAUGACUCAGCUCUUGCAGGUUUUGCAGGAAAACAUGAUAGACAAUCCGAUGGCUGGGACUGAGGAGCCGGAUUCAGGGUAUUGGACUUGGUGUGGAGGUAACAUAGGACGUGCAGAUACAGAUGACACAGCCGCAGCGCUUGGAACAAAAUCCUUUCAUAAGAAAAAUGCAAUGAAACAAUCAGAGAAACAUGCGUUGAAAAAGAGAAGGAAGUUACAGAUGAAAACCAAGAAAAUAAGCGUGCCACUAGACCUUCAAGAUAUGAGCACAAGAUUGCUUGCUUAG